Messenger RNA from Talpa occidentalis (Iberian mole), 590 nucleotides. Its product is annotated as 60S ribosomal protein L37a. The record is from RefSeq and is a predicted model, not a curated record. Bases 46 to 324 code for a protein of 92 amino acids. Gene Ontology annotation, molecular function: structural constituent of ribosome. Gene Ontology annotation, biological process: translation. The transcript has a single exon. Lineage: Eukaryota; Metazoa; Chordata; Mammalia; Eulipotyphla; Talpidae. Gene Ontology annotation, cellular component: ribosome.
AUGAGUGGAGAAUGCUCUCUGGGCGCUCACCCACCUUAGGGCAACAUGGCCAAACGAACCAAGAAGGUGGGGAUCGUCGGUAAAUAUGGGACCCGUUACGGUGCCUCCCUUAGGAAAAUGGUGAAGAAGAUUGAAAUCAGCCAGCACGCCAAGUACACUUGCUCCUUCUGUGGCAAAACCAAGAUGAAGAGGCGAGCUGUGGGAAUCUGGCACUGUGGUUCCUGCAUGAAAACGGUGGCUGGUGGUGCCUGGACCUACAACACUACUUCUGCCGUCACAGUAAAGUCUGCCAUCAGAAGACUGAAGGAAUUGAAAGACCAGUAGAAAUUGUAUAGUUUAGACCACUGCCAGCACAUAAUAAUAAAUGGGGUAAUCUUUGUAAGAAAAUUAUUUGGCUUUGUUGCUAUUCUGACAUGCAUUAAUUUUGUUUCCCAAGCAAGUCUCAAAGACUUUACCAGUUGGAAUACUUUAAUUUUUAUUGGACUGAUAAAGAGGGAUUAUAUACUGAAGUGGGAUUAUAUUCCAGUACUUUUUUUCGGUAGUAGACUGAUAAAUAAAUAAAAAUCUUACAAAAAAAAAAAAAUGAGUGG